CAUCGAUAGUGCUGUCGAUGUUUCUCCGCUUCUAGUAAAUUGCUCUUUUUAACAUUCGGUCACACUAGAUCCGAGUGGGUUUUGUGCGCACGUUUGCAUGUUAAACGAGAGCUGCCGUCGUCGUCUCAGUGUCGUCGUACUACAAAAACCCCAAUUUGCACAAAGGGUCCCCCCUGUGAAAAUAAAUAGCAAUAAAUAAGCAAAGAUGUCUGGCGAGGAAACGUCUGCUGAUCGCAAUGUCGAAAUAUGGAAAAUAAAGAAGCUGAUCAAAAGCCUGGAAAUGGCACGUGGCAAUGGCACCAGCAUGAUUUCACUGAUUAUUCCGCCUAAAGAUCAAAUCUCUCGCGUCAGCAAAAUGUUGGCCGAUGAAUUUGGUACGGCCUCCAACAUUAAGUCGCGUGUGAAUCGCCUUUCCGUCCUGGGCGCUAUCACAUCGGUACAGCACAGACUUAAGUUAUAUACCAAAGUGCCUCCCAAUGGUUUGGUCAUUUAUUGCGGCACAAUUGUCACAGAGGAGGGUAAGGAGAAGAAGGUGAACAUUGAUUUUGAACCCUUCAAGCCCAUCAAUACGUCAUUGUAUCUGUGCGACAACAAGUUCCAUACGGAGGCACUCACUGCCCUGCUGGCCGAUGACAAUAAGUUCGGCUUCAUUGUGAUGGACGGUAACGGCGCUCUCUUCGGCACCCUCCAGGGCAAUACACGCGAGGUGCUGCACAAAUUCACUGUGGAUCUGCCGAAGAAGCACGGACGUGGUGGUCAGUCUGCGCUUCGUUUCGCUCGUCUGCGUAUGGAGAAGCGGCACAAUUAUGUGCGCAAGGUGGCUGAGGUGGCCACACAGCUCUUCAUUACGAACGACAAGCCAAACAUUGCUGGUCUCAUUUUGGCUGGUAGUGCAGACUUCAAAACUGAGCUCAGUCAAUCCGACAUGUUUGAUCCCCGUCUACAAACAAAAGUUAUCAAACUAGUGGAUGUAUCUUAUGGCGGAGAGAACGGUUUCAAUCAGGCCAUCGAAUUAGCCGCCGAAUCGUUGCAGAAUGUAAAGUUCAUACAGGAAAAGAAACUUAUUGGUCGCUACUUUGAUGAAAUUUCUCAGGAUACUGGCAAAUAUUGUUUCGGCGUUGAGGAUACUCUGCGAGCCUUGGAAUUGGGCUCAGUGGAAACGUUGAUUUGCUGGGAAAAUCUGGAUAUACAACGCUAUGUACUGAAGAAUCAUGCCAACUCGACGUCAACGACAGUAUUACAUUUGACGCCCGAGCAGGAGAAAGAUAAGUCUCACUUCACGGACAAGGAGAGCGGAGUUGAAAUGGAAUUAAUCGAGUCUCAACCGCUCUUGGAAUGGCUGGCGAACAACUACAAAAUGUUUGGCGCUACCCUGGAGAUCAUUACGGACAAAUCUCAGGAGGGCAGCCAGUUUGUGCGAGGUUUCGGUGGCAUUGGCGGCAUUUUGCGCUAUAAAGUAGAUUUCCAAUCGCUUCAAGCCGAUGAACCGCUGGAGGAUGUUGAUCUCGAUGAUUAUUAAACAAUAACACUGCAAAAACAAACAAAAACAGAAAGCAAAAUGAAACAAAAGAAAAACUUAAAGAAAAAGCAUUCGCACUGCAUAGAUUUUCGGAUCUCAAUACACAAUUCUUCGUUUUGAUAUUCGUUAACAUUUCAUCAAUUAAUUUCCUGUGAAUCGCCAUAAAUUGUUCAAAAAUUGAUAAGAACCAAUUUACUUGCCGCAAAGGUUUUAAACAAAUUUCAACUUAGCAGUUUAUUAUAUACAUAAAAUAGAUCUCCCCCACUCCAUAUCGUUUCGUAUUUCAUUGACUAGAUUCGAUUUUAGUGCUGUUCCAAUUUGCAUAUUUGGAAUAUAAACCAAUUUUAAAUUUAUCCCACAUUUAGAUUUCAAGCAAAAUUGGGAACAGAUCUGAAUUGAUUUUCAGUGUUUUUAAUGCGAUUUUCUUAAUAAGAUAUACCACUUUAAGAUGAAUACUCUACUUACUUUUAGUCCCCCAAUGUUCACAUUUGGUUGCAUUCCAAUAAAUUAUGAAACGAUCCAAAUCAGGCGUGUUCCUAAUUCUCAAUUGUCUUUCGAGAGUGUGAAUGCGAAAUUGAAAGCUGUUCCGGUUUUACGGAAAUCGACUUUGUAUUCAGUGUUCAGAAACAGUAGACAAAAAAUAAACAAACAACCAAAAAAAAAAAAAAAAAAAA
This is a messenger RNA of Drosophila albomicans, 2193 nucleotides long. RefSeq names its product eukaryotic peptide chain release factor subunit 1 (gene eRF1). Gene Ontology annotation, molecular function: translation release factor activity, codon specific; sequence-specific mRNA binding. The transcript is spliced from 8 exons. NCBI's taxonomy places the organism in Eukaryota, Metazoa, Arthropoda, Insecta, Diptera, Drosophilidae. The coding region runs from base 206 to 1519 and encodes 437 amino acids. Gene Ontology annotation, cellular component: cytosol; translation release factor complex. Gene Ontology annotation, biological process: cytoplasmic translational termination. The record is from RefSeq and is a predicted model, not a curated record.